GUUGAGAAAUGAGAAGUAAGAACAUGUCAUUCCGACUGAAGUCGCGGCGGUGUGCGCACGCAUGUUGCCGCAGUUCGCCUGCUUUUUUUAACGAAUCCAUAUUAUGUAAACAUUGGACAUUCACGUGCAUACACAGUUAAAUAAACAGUUGAAGCCUCUCGUUAGCGGUUGGAUAACAGUGCGAUCCGAUAGUAUCGAGUGUUUUCGUAUUAUAUCCGCUCUGCGAGUCGCCAUCGAUUUUACGUACAGUUUCGAAGUCAAGCAUAAUAAAAUGCGGUUUGCUUUUACGAGUUUCGUGCUUCGGAACGGAAUGCGACGCGGGCUAGUGACAAAAAGUUGUGUGCACGACGAGUUUAUGUGAUAUUAUAGUUCUGUUUGGAUUGCUCGUUUAAAACUUCGCAACUUGAAGUUUACGCCGAGUUUCCCCGAAAUUUCGAUGGUGAUUUAUAAAUAGAUUGUGUGGGGUUUCAUAACCCACGCGGUCACUAAAUGCGAACGAAAUCUGGAUAUUGUGUAAAUCAUUGUUUUUGUGCGGCCACCGAAGCACCGCAAGUUUUUAUUUUAGUCAUAACUCGUGUUAAUCUCGUCCUUGACUAGAAAUAAAUCUGCACAUGCGUAAACGUAACUGUAACUAUAUAUGAUCAAGAUGAUGUGGCCUUCCUCUCAAGCGAGCAAAAUCCUAACAUUGCUUCUGUUCAUAGUCGUCAUCUACUGCCUUUAUAUGGACACAUUACUGUACUUGCGUAUACAGAGAUACAAAUUAGAUAUAUUCGAACACAAUGAGAACGUCACGCAAGAAUCGACGACGCACAAGACGUUAGUGGCUCUUCGUGAUUAUGAAGAUGAAACUUGGAUACCGUGCACCAUAAACCCUUUAUGCCACCCGACCGUGAAAGCGCUGAUGGUCGAUCACGUAAACCAUUAUAUAUACGGGCCACUGUGCUCGAUACUCGACCUGGCGCUGGGCAUAUCCGAGAAAAUGUUAUUUUUAACGCCAAACAUGAUAUCGUUCUCACAUGUUGUUAUCGCUUUAAUAGGCGCAAAGCUACUGACCUGUCAGAAUUUGGCUGCCCGGCGCAUUGGCAUAGUUUUAUUCCAAAUACGAAUGUUCUUGGAUGACUUGGACGGUCACGUUGCGAGGGAGAGAAAGCACAUAAAGGGUGAACGAUCGGAAGUCGGCACGCUGGGCUACUGGGUUGAUGGUAUUUGCGAUUUAGUGGGUGUUAUAUUCAUGAUGGUGGGCAUAUUGCUCUAUCUGAAGAACAAUCCGCCCAGAAGGGGCUACAAGGGCACCCCAGUGAGCACCCUGCCCUAUCACCAGUUGAAGGAAAUAAACUCGAGCGAGGACAUUGAGAAGGAUCACACGACUGAAGGUAUUUCGUACAAAACCAAAGUGUCCUUCCAGAGGAUCGUCCAGGUGAUCGGGCUGUUCUCUGGCCAAAUGGUUCUAUCGUCUUUAGCCUGGAAUAGAUAUAUAGACUUAUACCAAACUAUGCUUGAGAAUAGCACAGACUAUGAUGUGUUCAGACGCGAAGCGGCGUUUAAAUCAAGCAAGUUCUUUAUCGCGACCGGCGUUUGGAGGGUGGUUAAUCCGCACAGUUAUUUACACCUGCUCUCGUUGGCCGUGUUCUGUGAUAAGACGUGGGGAUUCUUGAAGGCUGUUCACUACAGUGGGUAUAUAGGUCUGGUGGUGACUGCCGCUGCGUCGGAGUAUCUGGUGGAAAAUAUUCGGGCGUUUGUCGUUAACGGCAUGGAGGUGUGAGGCAGUUAGGAAGUGUUCGGUUCCAAUACGACAUACGUCCAUGGUAGGAAGUCCGUCAGGAUACGGAGUCUCAGGUAGAUAUUAAUGAAAGAACUGCUCUAUUCGCCUUGCCUGUGCGCGGUUCUCGUAUAAUAUAUGCUGUUACGAUCUUGACGUGGCCAUAUUUUAAUAAAUUAUUAAUGAGUUAUGAAUUUCCUUGCAUUGUUGUUAUGAUUGUAAAAACACACAACAGCGAUGUAUUGACACCUACUUGUCAAAAUAACUUAUAAAAAAAUAUCAAUAUAAAUGUUGGCAAUGAUAUUCGUUUAAACAUUUUAGUGGGGUCAUGGCCUCUCCCGCUUUUUUCUAAAGUGUAUUUUUAAUUAUCUGUCUCGCGCAAUAACGAUAAUUCGUAAUUGCGUUCCAAAUUCAAAUCUAUAUCAAUGCAGAGGCUUGUACGUACAAAUGGAAGUUAAAUAUAACUGUCUCGUAAAUUUUAGAGCGAAAGAAAGAGACGGCGAAACUUUUACUUCGUCCAUAUUAAAAAAAAAAUGAGUUUCUAAUAUGUCAAGUCGAUGUCAAUGAUCGUUGUUGAACUAGAACUCAAAUUAAUAUUUAAAAAAAAAAUAUUGUGAUAUUGUCCGUAGAAAUCCGUUGUGCCAACACAAUGGAAUGUAUAUUUUGAUAAAACUGUAAUAAUAUGACGACUGAUUUUCGUAGAAUGGUACUAUUUGUGAGGCAAAUGUUGUAUGCGCUUGGCAAUUUUAAAUCUUACAUCGGUAUGUAAGAAAGUCGCCGUUCGUUACGCUGUUUAUAAGAGCGGCUGAACCGAUUUGGAUGAAAUUUGCUAUAGUGAUAGUUUGCGACCCAAGAAGGUACGUAGCAUAGGACGGGUCUGUCUAUCUUUUCUUUCCACUGCGCGGGCGAAGCCGCGGGCGGAAAACUAGUAGGUAUAUAAUAAAAAUCAAUACGAUAUUUAAUGAAAAAAGGAAAAAAGAUUAAUAAAUAAAUGUUCCUGCGUUAUCUUUUGAUAUAAUAUAUUUAAAAUUGAUUAUUAUCAGAAAUAAAUUUUUCAUAUAGAUGUUAUGAAUGAUUUAUCGGCCAAAAAUGUUUGUUGGUGGUAAUAUCUGAAACUACUCAACUGAUAUUAAAAAUUACAUUACAGAUACAAUCCCAUUACUCCAUCUUACUUCUUAACGCGAAUGUUUGUGACUGUUGAUGUGUGUUUGUUAUUCUUUCACGUGAUAAUCACUGAACGUCUUUUGAUGAGACUUGGCUGUGACGUAGCUAAUGUACUAAAGACGUGAGUUAUAGAAACACUCGCCUUUGCGCGCCGAUUAUCCGCGCGUGUCACAUAGUUAUUUGUAUGAUUACUAGACGUUCGUUCCGGGUUCGCCCGGAUAUCAAGAUUCCUAUUUUAUCCCAAGGGAACAUUUUAUCGGAAUAAAAAUCCUGACAAUGCUAUCACACAAGUCAACUCAUUCUCUGUCUGUCUACCAAAUUUUAUCAAAGUCCGUUCAGUAGUUUCAGCGUGAUUGUCGGACAAACAUCCAAACAAACAAACUUUGUCAUUUAUAAUAUUAAAUUGUGAUUAUAUGACCCGCCAAAUGCUCUGAUAGGACCUUUUAUGACAGGGGUAUAAAAAUAGUACGACCUUCCCUCAAGCUUACCGAAUAUGUAAAUAUUUAUGAAUCAAAUAUAUUUAUAUACAUAAACAUAGAAGCUAUUUUCUUGUGUUUGAAUUUACAUUUAAAAAACGAACAAA
Molecule: messenger RNA, 3506 nt
Organism: Zerene cesonia (dogface butterfly)
Lineage: Eukaryota; Metazoa; Arthropoda; Insecta; Lepidoptera; Pieridae
Gene: Cpes
Product: ceramide phosphoethanolamine synthase
Exons: 1
Coding region: 638-1762 (374 amino acids)
Biological process (GO): phospholipid biosynthetic process
Cellular component (GO): membrane
Molecular function (GO): phosphotransferase activity, for other substituted phosphate groups
Source: RefSeq, a predicted model, not a curated record